UUUAAUGUUUAUUUGUUCACAACUGUCAAUGUGUUUUGUUUUGCUAGUUUUAGGAGUACUAUCAGUUUGAUUACGUUUGGUUUGUUUCGUAAUAAUAAUGGAGCUUAUACGGUGAAAUUACGGUGAGGGUAAACAUGAAUUAUUAAAAGGAUUUUGUCAGUGAUGAUUUACAAAAUAAGUGCAAGGCAAGAAGUACUAGUGCUUGAAAAUUGUAAACGUUUAUAUAAGAAUGAAUAAAAAUUCAUUUGAUGAUGACUUUAAUCGUAGCUGGCCAGGUCUUAAUACAUCAAAAACUAAAGGUGCCUACCCAAAACGACAAACUAAAGUAUCAAAUUCAUCCAUAAAAUCUGAGGGAAGAAAUACAAAAACUGCAUCAAAACAAUGUAUAAAUACUACUUUAACCAAUAAAAAAUCUGGCCUAAAUAACCCAUGUAGUAGUGAUAAUCAAAGAGAAUUGCCACCUACAAUGAAAGACCAACCUCCAAAAGACCUUGGAUCAUGUUCCAGUACAAACAAUCUGAACAUGGCACCUACAAAAUCUAAUGUUGUCGUUGAUAUAUGUGGAUAUUGGAACAGGAUCGAGGAGUUCAAUAAACAUUAUUAUCAGAAUUGCCAUAAUCUUCCAGAAAACAAAGAUUUAAACUUUUAUAGCUUUUUAACAGAUUCAAGACCACUGCAAGAAACAGAUACAACAGUCUCUGAAACAAAGGAACCCCUGACUAGAGAAGAGCUUGUUUUGCAAAGAAGGUUGAAAGUAGCAGCGAGACGCCAAAUGUUAAAACAAGAGAAGCGACAACUAAAAGCAAUUGUCAGUGGUGUUCAAGUGGCUAAACCUGAUUUUUCUUUGGAGCAGGCAGCAGAAGACUUUCCAGCACUUAGUUCUGGAAAGAAGAUAAAGAAAGUGAAGAAGAUUCCCAAUGAACCUGUGAAAAAUGAAAUUGAAAACCAAACAUUGGAAGAAUUCACAUCUCCUACUAAAAUUAAUGAGAAAUCUUGGAAACCAAAAAUCAAAGAUCCGAUAAAUAUCAACAUAAGUCAAGCGUUACAGACCAUAAAACCUGAGAAACCAAAACAAGUGGUGAAGAAAGUUGACCCCUCGACUCAACGGAGUGUUCUGGGUGGCAAUAUACUGGAUUCUGAUAACCCUCAAAGAAAUAAAGGAAAAGUUAGACCAGACAAAGAGCGGAAACCAACAAAAUUGAAAAGUUUAAUUCUUUCUGAAAGGAAGGAAAGGCGGAAAAGAAUUACGGGAGAAGAUGGUGAUGAAAGUGAAGAACCAACUUUACCAAAACAAGUAACUCAACCUACUCUGAUACAGGCAUCUGAUUUUACUAAAGAUAUUAGUGAUGGAAUAUUAGAAGCCAAGUGCGCACUUUGCGAAACUGGCUUGGAUAAUAAUCCUGUAGUUAAACUGGAAAGUGUGGAUAAUGAGUCAAAUGUAAUUCCAAAAGCUUUGGAAGGCAUUCAUUCAAGGAAAUUCAGGGAAUACUGUACCAACUGCCUAAGUGAGGAGUUGACAGCAAACGUCUGUGCUUUGCUGGAGAAAGUGGCUCAAUUCCAGGACCGUACUUUUGCUCAAAACCCAAUCAAGGCCAACGCCAAAAGGCGUUACGUUGCUGGUAUCAAUCAGACCAACAAGUACCUUCUAGUGAAGAAGGUGAGACUUCUAGUGAUUGCACCUGACCUGGAGAAAAAUCCUGGUAAAGGUGGACUGGAUGAGAGGAUAAAUAAUUUUGUCAAAGAAGCUGAGAAUCAAGGAGUCCCUUGUGUCUUUGGACCGAACAGAAAGAGGCUUGGAAAAGCUGUUUUCAAGAAUUCCUUGGUCAGCUGUGUAGCAGUCCUCAGCUACGAUGGGGCACAGGAAUUAUUUUUCGAAAUUCAGAAAGGCUUGAUUGAAGCGAGGUUAAAAUACCGGAUCUUAAUCAGUAAUUCUGGAGAUUCUGCAGCCAAAAUAGAAGAAGUAUAUGAUCCCCUAGUGGUAAAAGAAAAGUGUUCAACAGACGAAGUAACAUCAAGUCUGCUGGCCACUCUGAGGAAAGAACUAGUGUCCCCUGCUGACAAACUGCUCAAGGCAAUAGAAACCACAUCCUGGUGAUAAGAAAACUCAUGAAUACCAGAGGCAUCUUCAUUGAUGCAUUGUAACCUUAUAUAUCCGUUGUUGUAAUAGGCCAAGUGUACUUAACUACCAUUGUGUAGGUAAUCGUUUAACAACAUAGUGUGUAUCAAUGACCACUUGUAAGAAUUGUAACAUAUUAUUUCCACAGAUUGGUGGUAAAUUUUCCAGAGUUGAGUGCUGAGUUCGGCAAUCUUUGAGGCACUCAUAAACUGGUUUAUCACCUGUUUCAUUAACGAUAAAUAAAGAAAAUUGCUAAAAUAUUAGGACCAAAUUAAAGAAAAUCCAGAUAAUCUACAGAACCAUCUGGAGAAUUGUCUGGAGGUUUGACCUUUACUCCCCGCUGAUCCUGCCAUUGGCCAACAGUACCAGACAAAAUGAGACUUUCAGGGUCAUGUCAAACCUGUCUUGUGACCCAUGCAAACAAAACUUGAACACUGAGUUCUUAUCCAAUCUGAGUAAGAGAACCAAUCAGAUCCUCGUACAGAGCUCAAAUGCCGUUUUUACAUUGCACACCAAUUUCCUAUAGUCUUCACUGAAUAAUUUAACCUGUUGAAAGUGUUUCAUAUGCCAGUACAUGGGAUUACUGGAUCACACAACUCGGGUUAAGAACAAAAGUGUGUCAAAUAACUUUUGUUAUUUGACUUUGAAAAGCCAUUUUAUUAAUAUUAAAGAAAAUGACACAUUUUUUCAUUUUCUUCUUAUCUAUUCAAACCUAUGUGCUAAAUUUGAUUCCCUUAGCUAAACUAGUUUUAGAGAUAGUAAUUUUUGUAUAAACAAUACAAAAAGGGAGCUAGUGGCUAAACAAGACAUUUCUCGACCUAUGUUUACAUGACAUUUUUUGUUUAAAAUGAUAAGUACUAUCAGCCACAGAAGUUUGUGACACCCUUUCCCUGUAUACAGGAUAUAGGAAAGUAUAUAUAGGAAGCUUUUCUCUUGUUCAUUUAAAGAAUAUAUUUAUUUGUUUUUGUAUAUAUAUGUUGAAAGUGGACCAAAACAAAAUAGUUGGUAUGUAUAUAAACUCAAUGUCUCAAGAAAUUAACUGGUUGAUACCAUAUGCAACAGCUAUUCAAUAAUAACAAUGUACGAUAAAUGUAUAUUUUAUUAUAACAUACAUUACGUGCAAGUAUUUUUCAAUUUGUCAAAGAAUUCUUUUAAUAAUACAAAAAUAAUUAGUUGGAGAAUAAUCAUUUGAUUCUUUA
This is a messenger RNA of Homalodisca vitripennis (glassy-winged sharpshooter), 3315 nucleotides long. It is a transcript of the gene Sbp2, whose product is annotated as selenocysteine insertion sequence-binding protein 2. Bases 230 to 2095 code for a protein of 621 amino acids. NCBI's taxonomy places the organism in Eukaryota, Metazoa, Arthropoda, Insecta, Hemiptera, Cicadellidae. The record is from RefSeq and is a predicted model, not a curated record. The transcript is spliced from 7 exons. Gene Ontology annotation, biological process: selenocysteine incorporation. Gene Ontology annotation, cellular component: ribonucleoprotein complex. Gene Ontology annotation, molecular function: mRNA 3'-UTR binding; selenocysteine insertion sequence binding; ribonucleoprotein complex binding.